Melozone crissalis (California towhee) is the source of this 1730-nucleotide messenger RNA. RefSeq names its product SH3 domain containing GRB2 like 1, endophilin A2 (gene SH3GL1). Gene Ontology annotation, cellular component: presynapse; cytoplasm; glutamatergic synapse. Gene Ontology annotation, molecular function: protein binding. The record is from RefSeq and is a predicted model, not a curated record. Bases 120 to 1223 code for a protein of 367 amino acids. Gene Ontology annotation, biological process: synaptic vesicle uncoating. The transcript is spliced from 10 exons. NCBI's taxonomy places the organism in Eukaryota, Metazoa, Chordata, Aves, Passeriformes, Passerellidae.
CGGGCUGGGACGGGCGGAGCGUCCAGAGGCUCCCGAGGCUCCCGCCGCCCCCGCUGCAGGUCCCGCCGCCCACACACCGGCUCCCCGCCGCCACCGGGCCAGGCACCGGCACCGGCACCAUGUCGGUGGCGGGGCUGAAGAAGCAGUUCUACAAAGCGACCCAGCUGGUCAGCGAGAAGGUCGGAGGGGCCGAAGGGACCAAGUUAGAUGAUGACUUCAAGGAGAUGGAAAAGAAAGUGGACGUGACCAGCAAGGCUGUCACAGAAGUCCUGACCAGAACCAUAGAGUACCUCCAGCCCAACCCAGCUUCCAGAGCCAAGCUCACCAUGCUCAACACCAUGUCCAAGAUCCGCGGGCAGGUGAAGAGCCCCGGCUACCCCCAGUCCGAGGGGCUGCUGGGGGAGUGCAUGAUCCGCUAUGGGAAGGAGCUGGGAGAGGAUUCCAACUUUGGGGACGCGCUCCUGGACGCCGGCGAAUCCAUGAAGCGCCUGGCGGAAGUGAAGGACUCGCUGGACAUCGAGGUCAAACAGAACUUCAUUGAUCCCCUGCAGAACCUGUGUGACAAGGACCUGAAGGAGAUCCAGCACCACCUCAAGAAGCUGGAGGGGAGGCGCCUGGACUUCGACUACAAGAAGAAGCGGCAGGGCAAGAUCCCCGACGAGGAGCUGCGCCAGGCCAUGGAGAAGUUUGAGGAGUCCAAGGAAGUGGCAGAGACCAGCAUGCACAACCUCCUGGAGACAGAUAUCGAGCAGGUGAGCCAGCUGUCAGCCCUGGUGGAUGCCCAGCUGGAUUACCACAGGCAGGCCGUGCAGAUCCUGGACGAGCUGGCCGAGAAGCUCAAGCGCAGGAUGAGGGAGGCCUCCUCCCGUCCCAAGAGGGAAUACAAACCCAAGCCCAGGGAGACCUACGACUUCAGGGAGCCUGACCAGUCCAACGGGGGCUUCUCCUGCAACCCCACCCCCAAAGCCUCAGCUUCCACCUCUUUCCGGUCGGACAAGCCGUCCCGGGCCUCCGUCAGGAGUAUCCCCCCCCUGGACCAGCCCUGCUGCAAAGCCCUCUACGACUUCGAGCCCGAGAACGACGGCGAGCUGGGCUUCAAGGAGGGCGACAUCAUCACCCUGACGAACCAGAUCGACGAGAACUGGUACGAGGGGAUGAUCCACGGCCAGUCCGGCUUCUUCCCGCUCAACUACGUGGAAGUGCUGGUCCCGCUACCUCAGUGAGACGGCGCCGCUCCGCCCCGAGUGUCCCGAGCUCCAUUCCAGCCCCAGCCCCGCCCUCGCCGCCUCCCCUCGGGGCCAGGCGCUACCAGGGAACAAACCAGAAGGGUCCCACGGCCCCUUCCCCCCGUGAAUUUGGUUAUUUUCUUUUUUUUUGUCCUUUUUUUUUAAUUUUUUUUUGUCCUUCUGGUGCUUGAACUUCGGUACUUUGUGCGCCCCCAGCCCCUGGCCGUGCUGCUGGCACCGCCCUGUCCCUGUCCCUGUCCACUUCCCGUCUUUCCUGUGGGUCCAGCGCGUGGGUGAGGCAGGUGGGAGAGCCAGGAUGUGUCCUGGGCACAGGGGGCACAGCCAGGAUGUGUCCUGGGCACAGGGGGCACAGCCAGGAUGUGUCCUGGGCACAGGGGGCACAGCCAGGAUGUGUCCUGGCACAGGGAUGGCCCCAGGGCAGGGCAGCCCCAUUCCCACCCUCCUGCCCCAGCCAACACCACCCCUGUCCCCACAAAUCCCAGA